Molecule: messenger RNA, 7890 nt
Organism: Conger conger (European conger)
Lineage: Eukaryota; Metazoa; Chordata; Actinopteri; Anguilliformes; Congridae
Product: transcriptional activator GLI3-like
Exons: 14
Coding region: 1-4635 (1544 amino acids)
Biological process (GO): regulation of transcription by RNA polymerase II; smoothened signaling pathway
Cellular component (GO): nucleus
Molecular function (GO): DNA-binding transcription factor activity, RNA polymerase II-specific; RNA polymerase II cis-regulatory region sequence-specific DNA binding
Source: RefSeq, a predicted model, not a curated record
AUGGACGGCCAGGCGCACACCAGUUCAGCUGCAGAGAAGAAGAAGAGGCUGGAGAGCAUCGUGGGAAGCAGACGGACCUCCGGGCGCACCGAUGUGAGCGAGAAGGCAGUGACCUCCAGCACCUCCUCCCAGGAGGAUGAGAGCCCUCGGCCUCAGCACCACAGAGAGAGACGCAACGCCAUAGCCGCCAACUCCGCCGUGGGCAAACUGGGCAAGGAGUCACCCACCCCUUCCGCUGAGGAGCGCCCCCUACUGGUGAAGACGGAAGCGCACGGCUCACUGCCCCAUGCGGCUGACUACGCCCUGCCCUGUCGAGGGUUACUCUUCCCCAUGGACCCCCGAAACGGAUACCUGGACACCGCCCAGUACUCCACGCCCGCCUUCUUCCCGCCGUUCCACCCGCCGGUGCCCAUCGAUGACCGGCACGCUCAGGGGCGCUACGUCUACGAGCCGACGGCCGUACCGCUGCACAUGCCGUCGCCGCUCUCCGGGAGUCCGUUUUCGGACCUGAUCCGGAUCUCGCCCCACCGGAGCCCCUCGGGGGGCGCGGAGUCUGCGUUCAGCGUGACGCACCCCUACGCCAGCCCCUACCUGGACUACCUGCACUCCCUGCACAGCAGCCCCGCCCUGUCGGCCAUCUCCAGCGCCCGCGGACUCAGCCCCCCUGACGCUUCCCACGUUGCCAUGACAGCGGCGGAGUACUACCAUCAGAUGGCGCUGUUGGCGGGACACAGGAGCCCCUACGCUGACCUCAUCCCCCCCGCGGGCCUGGCGGCCGCCCUGCAUCUGGAGCAGCUGCAGGCCGCUGAGGGGCCCCAGUUCCUGGGGGCCCGGAUCCCCUCCCGCCCCAGCCGGAAGCGGCCCCUGCCCCUCUCGCCCCUGUCCGACCACAGCUUCAACCUGCAGACCAUGAUCCGCACCUCCCCCAGCUCGCUGGUCAGCCUGCUCAACAGCUCCCGCUCCAGCUCCUCCGCCAGCGGCUCCUACGGGCACCUGUCCGCCGGGGCGCUCAGCCCCGCCCUGAGUUUGCCCUUCCCCCCAUCUCCCCUGGCGAUGCACCACCCGCACAGGAUUGGACGGCAGCCGGGCAUUAUGGGCGCGGCUUUCAGCCACAGCCCGCCCCUCAUCCACUCCGCCCCCACUUUCGUUGUCCAGCAACCGCUCCCAGUCUCCGCCCCUGGGCUGGGGUGUGCAGAGAGUGGGGUGAUCGCCUCGGAGUCCUUACAGAAUAAGCCCACGAGUGAGUCUGCAGUCAGCAGCACAGGAGACCCCAUGCACCACAAGCGCUCAAAGACCCGGCCUGAGGAGGAGCCCCCCAGCCCAGAGCCAGGAGUCCUGCAGGAGGACCAGGAGGACCAGGGCGCCAUGCUGGUGAAGGAGGAGGGGGAGCAGGAGGAGAAGCAGGAGGCCGAGGCCGAGGCCGUCUAUGAGACCAACUGCCACUGGGAGGCCUGCCGCAGGGAGUUCGACACCCAGGAGCAGCUGGUGCACCACAUCAAUAACGAGCACAUCCACGGGGAGAGGAAGGAGUUUGUGUGCCGGUGGGAGGAGUGUUCUCGUGAGCAGAAGCCCUUUAAGGCGCAGUACAUGCUGGUGGUGCACAUGCGCAGACACACCGGGGAGAAGCCGCACAAGUGCACGUUUGAGGGCUGUGUGAAGGCUUACUCUCGGCUGGAGAACCUGAAGACUCACCUGCGAUCUCACACCGGGGAGAAGCCCUACGUCUGUGAGCACGAGGCCUGCAACAAGGCCUUCUCCAACGCCUCCGACCGCGCCAAGCACCAGAACCGCACACACUCCAACGAGAAGCCCUACAUCUGCAAGAUCCCGGGCUGCACCAAGCGCUACACGGACCCCAGCUCCCUGCGCAAGCACGUGAAGACCGUGCACGGUCCCGAGGCACACGUCACCAAAAAACGAGGCGAUGCCCCACCCCGCCCCCCGGUGCAGCCCCGGGGCCCCCACCCCCGCCCCCCAGUGCAGCCCCAGGACCUCAGCAGCCACAACCAAGGCAGGCCCCCGGGGCAGAUUCCCCGAGGGGCGGUCCCUGAGCAAGGGGACCACAACCACGUCACCUCUAAGGAUGCCUAUCUGAGGGCCGUGAAGACGGAGCAACCUGCGGCACCUCCGCCAGGCCCUGGCGGUCGGUCGACCCACAGCAGUGGCCAGUCCCCCCUCAGCGCCCGUUCCAGUGGCGAGGUCCAGCUCGCCGUGAGGUGGUGCCCCGUGGGCGAAGAGGAGGAGGAGGAGGGCGGUGAAGAAGCUCCCAUAAUGGACUCCACCGUGUCCACCGGCACCCUGGCCCUGCGGGGCCGUGGGAACGUGGCCCCCCUGCGGUGGGUGGAGCACAUCAAGAUGGAGCGGCUGAAGCAGGUGAACGGCAGCCUGCCCCUCCUGAGCCCCACAGCGCCCCCCGGAGGCCCCGCCCUGCCGCCAAUCCCUGCAGGAAGAGGCAGCUACGGGGGAGUGUCCCUGCGGGCAGAGCUGUCGGGGCCGGACGUGACGGUGCUGAGCCUGCUGAAGGACCGCCGGGACAGCGGGGGCAGCGCAAUAAGCUCGGCCUACCGCAGCGCCAGCCGCCGCUCCUCCGGCAUCUCGCCCUGCUUCUCCAGCCGCCGCUCCAGCCAGGCCUCCCAGCCCGAGGCGGGCCGCCAGAGCCACCCGCGACGCCACAACCUCAGCGCCGCCGACUCCUACGACCCCAUCUCCACCGACGCCUCGCGCCGCUCCAGCGAGGCCAGCCAGUGCGGGGGAGGCGGGCGGGACGGGGGCACCCUCACCCUGACCGCCGCCCAGCACUACCACCUGAAGGCCAGGUACGCAGCCGCGACGGGAGGUGCUCCCCCCACACCGCUGCCCAGCAUGGAGCGUAUGAGCCUGAAGACGCGCAUGGCCAUGAUGGGGGACUGCCAGGACGCCGCUCACCAUUCGCUGCCCCCGCUGGCUGGGAGGACUCAUCGCGGUAGCUUUGGGAGAAGUGGGACCUGUGGGGCAUUCCCUCAAGAGGUUCUCGGUAAUUCCCUGAGAAGGGCCAGUGACCCGGUCCGGACUCAAAACCAGGACUCCCUCAACCUGCCCCAGGUGCAGCGUUUCAGCAGCCUCCACAACCUGCACCCCCAGCCCCCACGCCAAGCCCACUGCCCCCCCAUGGAUAGGAGGGGUCUGAACCUGCAGGGGUACAUGCGCUUCGACAGGAACCCCCAGACGGGCCCUCUCUCGGCCCAUCCGGCCAGUAUCAGGGAACACACGGAAAUGGAGGCCCUCGCAGUCAAGCAGAGAGCAGGGGUCCCUCUGCUCGAUGAGGAGGAUAUGCUACCGGACGACGUGGUGCAGUACCUCGCUUCUCAGGGCCGGGGUGGGAUGUACGGAAAAAACUCUGCCGGUACGUCUGGGAGCGGGAACCAUAAUGGUACGUCUCUCCUGCUAGGCACCACAUUGGGUCGGUUGUACCAAAGCUCGGAUCAGCGGGCGCAGGGUGGCAACUCCGGCAUGGAGGCCAUGCCCUUACAGUGGAACGAGGUGAGCUCAGGGAGUGCAGACAGGUCCCCAUGCGCGCAACCCGCUCGCAGCCCUUUCGGCACGUUUGGCAACAUGAAGGUCCAGCAGCAGCUACCGCUAAUGCCCAUGGAGGUCCAGCAUCCCUAUGCCCACCUACAGAACAACAAUGUCCAGCAGGCGAACAACGACAGGGGUUUGACUGAUCACUGCAGUGGUCCGCGAAAAGAGGAAGUUAUCCUGAAUCCGUGCAGAGGCACCUCGAUCGAGGUGGAUGUCAGCAUUUCCCAUGAGAUUCAAAGGAGCCAUCCGUCAAUGCACCAAGUAGCUCAGGCCACUGUUUCCCAAGUGCCCGUGGGGUUGAUGCGGUCAGCCUGCCGAGGUCCGCCGCCUUUCGCCAAACUUCAAGCCAGCUUUCAGGAGAACCACCGGUCAUCCUACAGCAACCCAUUACCCCCAGAGACUGGAUCAGAGGACCCCGCCCCAAACCUCCAUUUUGAGGGAGCAGGCACCCAGCAGCAGCCCAGUGGCAGCUACAGGAUCUCAGCCAGACAGCAGGGCUACCCGAUCGUGAGGAGUAACGGUGGCAACCCCCUCCUCAGUCAGCAGCAGGGAUUGAGCCUAGCGGGAGUGAGGGGCGGGAGUGCGACUGCCAGCUUGCUCAGCAGCCAGGUGAGGCUGGAGAUGAUGGACCACCCCCAGGCUGGUCCCUUCACCUCAACCCAGGUGCAGUCGGGCUUUCCCAGCCAGGCUUUCCAUGACCUCCAAACCUCUGCCUCCCAAUUGUCCCCCUUCCCCAACUUGCACGCCACCAUCCCACCCGCCCCCUCUAGCAACCCUGCGCUGCUUUCUCCGGGGACUGGCCAGGUAACUAGCACUGCAGAUGAUGCCGCAGGCACUGUGAAUGCCAUGGCACUCGAUGUUGAUGAUGGGUACGACCACGGUAGUCUGAUUUCGGAGGUCCUGAGCCCCCGUCUGUUUCAGAACCUCUCCCGGACUUCGUCCCACCUCACCGCUCCCCAUGUCUCUAUGGCCGUACACAGUGUACCUGCUGGAGUAAGCAACAUGGCCAUCAGCGACAUGAACUCUCUACUGACCACUCUUGCACAGGAAAGCCAGUUUCUUGCCGCAAUGCAAUAGGUGCUGUGUAGAUUGAACAUUUCCAGAAAAGGGAAAGUUGAAUGGAAAAAGGAAAAUAUUUUUGUUGUUGUUGUUUAUCCUAAUCCACUGAACGCAUGGGGUGUACAAGACCUGUGUACUUCCAUUUGGAAUGGAAUUAAUUUCCUGGCCCUUAUUUUAUAUUGUUUUAUAAUAAGAAAUUGAAGAUGGUCCUUCAACCAAGUUAGACUGAAGCAGAGCUCUGCAAUGUUGCUGUUUACUUGCCAAAAAUAUUGGCAUGAAUGUCUAAAUGCAUUUCAUAUCCAGGCCAAAUUUAAACUGGCUUUGUGCUUUGCCAGUACCUUGAAGGACAGGGACUUAUCCUCAUGUCAACAAGGUAAACGGGUAAUAAAUUGCAUUCAGAUCAUCCCAAUAUAAUGUUUAUUUUAAUUGCCAUGCAUCAAACCAAAGUUUUCAUUAUAAACAUUGAGUCCUCCAGGUAAAUCUGUUUUUCUGGCCAUUCCAAGGAUAUACAAUAGUUUUUUUUUAUUAUUAUUUCAAGUUUUUUUAAAUUUUGAUUAUAGUCCACUGGCACUAAUCUGUGAGUAAGAAAUAGGAGAGGACAAUAAGUUCAGAUAAGAACUUUAAAUGCUUCAUGAAAAAUGCUUGGAGGACAAAUCUGUUCUCUUUGAGUUGAAUAUUAUAGUUCAUUCUUAUAUGAAGAUAACCUUUCUGCUGUUUUCAUGCACUUAUAAAUAUUCACUGCACAUGUGCAGACUAGGAAAAAGCAGCAAUAGGACACCUAUUAAGGUUAUGCACCACCGAAAACACAUCUUUGGUGUUCCAGGUUAUUUAAGAGGUACAUACUUCAAUUAUCAUGAGGUAUGGACAUGAAAAGGUACAUUUCAACAAAAUAUAUCAAUUUGGCAAAAUUACAAAUGAUAACAUUUUUGUAGCAGUCCAUAAUCUGAACCAAGUAAGAUUAUUCCAGGACUCCCUCAACCUGCAUAUAUAUAAAUAUAGGAUUUCAGAAUCUAUAUAAGAUAUGUUUGAAGAUUGUUUAGAGCCAUUUUUUUAAUAACUAGAAGUUAGAACUAAUAGAUCAUGAAGAAAAAUUAUGACAAUUCAGGCUCUAACAAUGAGGUUUGUGAUGCUGUACCUGCCCCUAAAGCUUAUAACAAGAAAAUAAUCGGCUCUCCUGGCUAAUAACACUGGAGUAUGGAGUAAAGGUUUGCAAAGUGUCAUGAUGAUUGUGCACUGAGAAAAAUGGCCCUCCUGAUCUUGUAAUAUCGUCCAAAGGUUUUUGAGAAAAACUUAUCCAAAGAUAAAAAUGGUAAAUAACUAUACAAAUUAAACCAGACGUUUGGUGUAAUCAUACAAAAGGUGGUAUUAUCCUGAAAGUUGAAUAGUUGAGGGAUCAGUAAACAAAAAAAGGUCAAUUUGACUGAAAAUUUGAUUUUAUUCAGUAGAACAGAACCUUAAAGGUGCAUGCCAUGUAUAUUAUGUUUGUGCAAAAAUGUUAUAGUCCAAACCUGCCUCCAGUAUCUUAUUGUUCAAAUUAAAGUGACUGAAAGUAAUCCAGUCUCAUUGUUAUGAAUGGUGUCACAUUAAAGAUGGCUUAAUUAAAACUAAUCAGCUGCUGAUGCUUGAUCCUUUGUAAAACUGGCAAGCAAUCACAUCUAGACAUGAGGGAAUUCAGGAAAAAUAUUUGUAAAAUGAUUUGUAAAAACUCCUCUAUUUGUUGCUCACAGGCCACUUCCAUUGUAUCUUAUUAAUAAUGGUCAAUUUGCUGUGUUUGCACCAUUUGAAUAUGUACAUGUAUUUUUACUUCACUUGCAUUUUUUGUAAUAUGCUUAAUUCUUGAUUAUAAAAUAUUUUCUAUGAUUUUUAUACAUGCAAUUUAUACAGUAUGAAUUUAAACUUUGACAUGCAUUCUUGCAAGACUACAUUACCCAGUGGGCACCUUGAAUAUCAUAUUUUAUGUACUGUACAAUGCAGUGUGUAUGUACUUUUGGACAGUUGGUACAAUUUCUGCUCUUUUGGCUCUGUAGUCCAGCACAUUGGGUUUGAAAUGAAACAAUAAAUGUGAGGUUAAAGUGCAGACUGUCCCCUUCAAUCUGAGGGUAUUUACAUCCAUAGUGGGUUAUGCAUGUAGGAAUCACACCUCUUUUUAUACAUAGUACAAGUAAUGGGACGGUUGGCUUCUCAGCUGCUUCUGAAUAAUCAGGUGUAUUCAAUUGCUUACUUAGUGCAGGUAUAAGAAUGCUUUCAGUAUCUAUGCCUUUGACAGUCAAGGAAGCCAUUAUGAGGUUGAGAAAUCAAAGUAAACUGUCAAGAGACAAUGGCUAAACAAUAGGCUUUCCAAAAUAAACUGGUUGGGACACUGCAUAUGCAGAUAUGGACUGCAGAUCUGAGGUAGGCCUUUUUUUAAUCAGCUCCACAGAUCAUUAAACCAUUGUCACAGAAGAUUUAGAUUGGAGUUGGAGAAGCAGUCUGGUUACACCCAUUACAAAUGCACUGCAAGCUUUUUGAUUGCAGGAGAGACCAUGUUUUAAGUACUUUUGGACUUAUUAUUGUAGAUUUACCACCCUAAUGGAAAAAGUAAAUACAUUGAAAUAUAUGGCCAAGUGUAUUGCACACAUUAUCAAGUAUGACAUAUUAGAAUAGAUAAUGGAAUGCUUGCAUACCUGAAUACAAUUCUUAUUUUGUGAAAUAUAGCCUAUAUUUCAAUAUGACAAUAUGUUCUGCAUACUUUUACAUAUGCAAUCAUAAUACUGAAAUACAAUCAUUUGUCAUCUGUGUCUCACUGCAUUUUUAAGCAUUAUGUGCCUAUUGUAAUGACAUGAAAAGAUCAUGACGUGUAUGCCUUACCUUUUCUCUCAUAACUUGGAACAAAAUGAAUAUUUCACAGUAAAGUUUUAAAACUUAGUGGCCUGAGAAACAUCAAACAUCAAAAUCAUACUUUAGCUUUUUUUUUUUUUUUAAACAUAUUGAGUGUUUGUGGAAAGAGAGAAUUUUGGCAUUCCAUAGGCUGCAUUUAUUUUUUUCCAGUUCUGUUUAUGAAGGGCACAGCUUUAGAAUAGCAGUUUUUUGUUUUUCUGCCUUUGUUGUUUUUGCCUCUGUGCUGUCCCAUUAGUAUGGCUAAGUGUGUUUUGAACAGGCCAUGUGGACCAAGUGUUACUGGGAUCCCGUGGGCCUGCACCAGGGAGACCAAAGCCUAAGCAAUUGUCAAUGGAAAACUCCUAGCUCUUUUAUAACGGACAUUUGUAUGUUUUUAAUAAAAAAAAGUAAAUUAUG